AAAAUGUUUAUCAAUAGAAAAUUGUAAUACUACAGAUACAGCAAAUAUUGUUUUAAAUGAUUGUCAUAUUAAUGAUCCAGAAGCACAAUGUGGAGGUAAAAAUCAACAAUGGAAAGUUGAUUUAUCUCAACAAACUAUUAUUUCUCAAAUGGAUGAAAAAUGUUUGGAUGUAUAUAAUUUUGAUGGACCUAAUGUUGAUGUAUAUGCAUGUAAUAAACAAGAUAAUCAAGCAUGGAUAUGGAAUACAACCGAUGGAACUCUACAAAGUAAACACAAUGGUGAAUGUUUAGCUUUAAUACCGGAACUAGAAAUAUGGGCAGGUCCAUUAUCAGAUGGUUCACAAGCUGUACUUUUAUUGAAUCGAGGUGAUAUUGGAAGUGAGCCAAUUACUGUUAAAUGGAGUGACAUUGAUUUUCCUAUGGAUCAUUCAGCUGUUGUUCGAGAUUUAUGGGCUCGACAAGAUUUAGGAACAUUUACUGGUAGUUAUACAUCACCAAAUAUCGAUCAUCAUGGUGUGAUGAUGUUAAAAAUUACUCUUACUAAAUAG
Molecule: messenger RNA, 547 nt
Organism: Adineta steineri
Lineage: Eukaryota; Metazoa; Rotifera; Eurotatoria; Adinetida; Adinetidae
Source: the annotation of a GenBank genome assembly